AUGGUGAUCUCUGAUAAAAAAGAAGCUGGCACUGCAAAUGAAGUUGUACUCUCCACCAUGAACUGUGUUGAAAUCGGGGGAUUGCCUGCCAUGGAGUCAAACCUCUCAGUUCUAGAGGAUUUCAAAGUCGUAGCGGACUCCUUCGACAGUCUUAGCAUCACCAAUACCGGCAGCAAAAGCAAUGACACCACAGACGACGAAAUUGCUACCCCCGAGAAUGACGUCGAGCAUGAGCAGGAAAACAACAACUCCAGCGGAGACGACGCAGCCUCCGUCAUUUCCAGUAGCAGCAGCAGCGUCGCAUCCAGUGCCUCCACCACUGCCUCCCUCUCUACCCAAACUGAAAUGGCCCUCCUUGCACGUCACGUGCGCAGCACACUGAACGAAAUCGUCGCUGCUGAAAACACCUUGGCCACUCUUCCCGCGUACGAUGUCUUUGAAAUCUCAGAGCAGCUCCAGCAAACCGCUUUACGCAUUCUUACUGUGUAUAUGUCCCUGUGCGACUUGUUUGAACAGGGGGAGAGUGCUGGCGGAUAUGAGAUGGCUGCUACUAUUCGUGCAGUGAUUGCGGAAUAUCCGACUAUCAGGGGAAGGUGUGGGAUUUAA
This is a messenger RNA of Histoplasma mississippiense, 606 nucleotides long. RefSeq lists its product with no specific name. The transcript is spliced from 2 exons. The coding region runs from base 1 to 606 and encodes 201 amino acids. The record is from RefSeq and is a predicted model, not a curated record. Lineage: Eukaryota; Fungi; Ascomycota; Eurotiomycetes; Onygenales; Ajellomycetaceae.